AUGGCUCCGAUGUACAUGUGGUACAUGAUGGUCAGAGACCCCAGAAUUAUGGCACUGGCGCCGAAUGAUACGCCUCCGAAUUCAACUCGGAAUCAUCAUUUGCGUUGGACUCGAAUGCCUCUUUGGAUUCCGUGGCCCGGAAACAAAUCUCCAAGCUCCGUCAUAACUGUUAAAUCAACAGCACCCCGUCAUCAAGUUGAGUCCGCCGCGAUUCUGUUUGCCGUGGACUCCGUGGGCUUUUCUACGGCGGAGAAAACUUGCAGAAAUGGUAAUGUUAUUUCAACAGCGAACGAUAAAAAAGACUUUAUCGAAGAAAACAUGCAGUUUUCAGGCAAAUCGUACAUAUUUAUGGCUCAACGUCGACAAAGGGUGAAUAUCCAGGAAGCUGAUAAGCCUUUGGCAAGGAUACAAGCGGAAUAG
Paracoccidioides lutzii Pb01 is the source of this 420-nucleotide messenger RNA. RefSeq lists its product as hypothetical. The record is from RefSeq and is a predicted model, not a curated record. The coding region runs from base 1 to 420 and encodes 139 amino acids. The transcript has 2 exons.